CCGGGGAGGCGGGGGAGUCUCCGCGAACAAAGAGCGAGCGGCCGGGCUGGCAGCGCGGAGCUCGCACGGGAGGCAGCCGCUCACCUGGGCCGAGCCGGAGCCGGCACCGCCAUGCGGGGGAGGGCGCCGCCCGGGAGCCGCGGGGGCCCGGCCGCCUGAUUCGGGGGAGCCAGCGCGAGAGAGCGGAGCCGGCGGCGCUUCCCCCCCCCCCCCCCAUGGCAGCGACAGGCGGCUGCGGGUGAGGCGGGGGCCGCGGCUCGGGUCUCGGAGGGAGCGGUCGGCCGGCAGGGCCGGGCAUGGCGGGGGUCAGCUACUCGCCGCCCUGGUGGGUGAGUCUCCUGCACCGCCUGCCGCACUUCAGCCUGCGCUGGGAGGCCGCCAGCGCCGACUUCCGCCCGGAGGACGCCGAGUACCAGCAGGCCUUGUUGCUGUUCGGUGGUGUUGCCCUGUCCUGCCUUGCUCUGGAUCUCCUCUUCCUCCUCUUCUACUCAUUCUGGCUGUGCUGCCGCCAUCGAAAAAGUGAAGAGCACUUAAAUGCGGAUUGCUGCUGCACUGCUUGGUGUGUUAUCAUAGCCACGCUUGUCUGCAGCGCUGGCAUCGCUGUUGGCUUCUAUGGAAAUGGGGAGACCAGUGACGGCAUCCACCGGCUGACAUACUCACUGCGACAUGCAAACCGCACGGUGGCUGGGGUCCAAGACCGGGUGUUGGACACUGCAGUGGCCCUGAACCAAACUAUGGAGCCGAACCUGCUGAUCCUUGAGGAGAUGUUCAUGAAACAGACUGAUUACCUGCACGUCAUCCAGAAACUCCAGGGCCUCUUGGAUGAUUUGGUCAGGCAAACAACAGAGAUUCCUUUCUGGAAGAAUGAGGAACUGUCAUUAGAGGAACUGGCUGUUCAGAUUGAUCUAUAUGACUGGUACAGGUGGCUGGGAUACCUGGGCCUACUUCUAUUCCAUGUGCUGAUCUGUUUGCUGGUGCUCUUUGGACUAAUUAGAAAUUCCAAGGCCAUUCUCAUUGGGGUAUGUCUUCUAGGGGUGCUUGCUCUAAUUGUCAGUUGGGGAUCCUUGGGUCUGGAGCUGGCUGUUGCAGUGGGCUCCAGUGACUUCUGUGUUAACCCUGAUGCCUACAUCUCUAAAGUGGUGGAGGAUUAUGCAGUGCUCAGUACUGAUACUCUACGCUAUUACCUUGCCUGUAAUGCUGGAUAUCCAAACCCCUUUCAGCAGAAGCUGUCAGGAAGUCACAAAGCCCUGGUGGAGAUGCAGGAUGAUGUGUUGGAGCUGCUCAGGUCAGCCGUCAGAGAGUACCCCACCUCCAAGGAGUACCUUACUCGGAUACAGGAGGUUCUAAACUCCACCGAGAUCAAUUUGCAGCACCUGACUGCACUGGUGGACUGUCGUAGUCUUCAUUUGGAUUACGUCCAGGCUCUGACAGGCUUCUGCUACGAUGGAGUGGAAGGGCUCAUUUACCUGGUUCUCUUCUCCUUUGUCACGGCUCUCAUGUUCAGUUCUAUUGUGUGCAGCGUCCCACACACUUGGCAGCAAAAAAGGAGCUCGGAUGAUGAUGGGGAGGAGGAAUCUACUGCUCAAGGGAACAGACAAACCCACGAUAAUCUGUACAGGGUGCACAUGCCCAGCCUCUAUAGCUGUGGGAGUAGCUAUGGCAGUGAGACCAGCAUUCCAGCGGCCGCGCACACAGUCAGCAAUGCUCCUGUCACGGAGUACAUGAGCCAGAAUGCAAACUUCCAGAACCCCCGCUGUGAGAACACGCCUCUGAUUGGCCGGGAGUCUCCACCUCCCUCAUUGUAUUUGGCUGCCAUGGACAGUAGCAGCCAUAUGAGCUGGCAGUUUAAGCCCUCGGACAGUGCACGGACGUACUGGUAACCGCGCCCUCAAAUGGAACAGUACACCUCCAGCAUGAGAGCCAAAUACCUCGCUACCAACCAACCUCGCCCAGACUCUGGCAGUGUGCAUUAAAAACAACGCAGACACAAUAAAACUAAACAAACGUGCCAACUGCUGCUACUCUGUGCUGUCCGUGUAGAACAACCCUGCUUUCCUGUCCCAAACCCAGUGCAACUCCUGCUUCUCCAAUCCAGACCAUCCCUCCAACCUGGUACCUGUGCAUUGGCAAUCUGAAUGGAAGCCCCUUUCAAAUUAAACCUAUACCUAGUUGUACCUGGAGAGAGCGAGCAAGCAUCUGCGCGAGAUCACCAGUUUGUCUGGGAUUCACCUACUUGGGACCAGCUUUGUCAACAGUCUAUCAGGAAACAUUUGCAAAUAUUUUUACUUCGGUCUCCCCUACCCUCUCCCAUUCCACAGAAGAACUGGAUGGAAAAAUGUUGCAGAUCUUCAGUUCUGUGUGGUGAGCGGAGCUACUCAGUCUGUAGGGUACUGAAGAAGCAGAGGCUCCGAGCCCAUGGCUAUACUGUACAGAUCAGGAAAGCCAUGCCAAUGUACACGCUUAAAAUUCCGUGCACUUAGUCUUCUUGCCCGAUACCUUGUGCGGAGGCCCUCACCCUAUGUCACUGAAUACCUACUUUUAGCUGGGAGUCUGACCUGGGCUCCACUCUCUCCUCCGGUGACUUUAAAUAAGCUUUUUCUUUCCUCUUUAUAACCAGCUUUUGCAUUCUUGAGGAGUAGGCGGUUUUCAGCACCAGCCAGCUGUCCCGGAUGCACCCCUGCCUGCCCAUUGCGGUGAGCCUGACCUUUCUGCUCCAUCAGGGAAGCCCCGGUACUCACAGAUGGCAUUCUGGGCGCUGCUUUUGUGAGACUGGGUGCACACAGAACACACAGGAGCCAGCAAUUCACUUGGUGCCAAAUUUUUCCAGGAAAAGACUUGUAAGACUUAGGGGUUUUUUGCACUAAAUCGUUUCAAAUCUCUAGGGCAAUAGCCUGGCACUAGGUCUCAUGGGACAGUCAACUUGCAAGAGCAAGAGAGAUUAUAAGGUCCAGUGAACAUAUAGCAAUUGUGACAGAUUGCUGGACUCUUCCAUUAAUGUUUGGAGUAGAAAAGUCAAGUCUCAAGGCAUUGGCUUUAGAGGAGGAUCCCAGGGCCUCAGCCCAAAGCUCGUCAUAAGAGCAGCAAGGUUGCAGCCUCCUUGGUUCUGCGCUCCAGAAAACAAAAGUCUUAAAAUAUGAAUGUUUGGGGGUGGGGGGUUGGUUUGUUAGGUUUUUUUUUCCUGGUCAUAACUGCUAACCACUAACUGCCAUACACAAGGCACCUGUGAAUAAACUCCUAGCACACUGUGCAUGGGCCACGGUGCAAUGGAGUGUGCCUGCAGGGGGCAGCACCCUACACCAGUUCUGUACUUUCUGUUGAAGAAUGGUGCUCUACAGGACAUAAACCACUUUUUACUAGAAAAGACUCAACGCGCAGCCGUGCGAUAAAUGGAUAUGAACUUUGUACUCAAGUCGGCAAAAGAAUCGUCCUUUUGAAUUUUCCUUUCUGUGCAAGCCAUCUUAACCUAGUUGCUUAGGGAGACUUAAGCAAGAAACAGAAGUAAAGUACAAAAUCUCAUAAAUCGGAGGUGGGCCACAGGACAAACGUGGUUCAAAUCUAGCACCACAAUAUCUGGAUUGUAUCAAAGGAGAACUCCUUUCUCCUCUUUUAGUUUGCUCUGUAUAGUGAAUGUCCGUAAUGUGGACCAGUCAGCCUAGCAAUCUGCCUUUGCUCUGGACAAUGAUAUCAGACUGCUCCAGAUCUUGUCCUUUUUCCCUUUACUAAGGGUGAGUUAUCGCCACUCUGGGAACAUUUUGCAUAUUCCACGGAUGAUUAACUAGGAUGCCAAUACUUCCUCUAGGGGAAGUUACAUACUCCAAGAAAAGGGAUAUUUUGAGACCUCUCAAGGAGAUAGAAGCCACUAAUGGACUAGCCCCCAAUCUUUGGAGGAAGGGGGAAGAAAGAAGGAAAGAAAGUAGCACACUGACCAGUUUUUCCAGGAGAGGAGGUCUCAGGGUAAACGCUAGUUAUGUUCCAUCACAGAUCCCUUAAAGCCUGGUGUGAGCUGCAUGUGCGUGGUGGGUGGUAUGCAAGCAUGUGGCGCGGCUGGCUUACAAGCCUCUGGACAGUUGGAUGCUCAUAACAGCUGGUAUGAUCGAGUGGGGAAAACUGAAACCACACUUCAUGUUAGAGAGAAACAAAUCCCUGUUUUCCCCUAGUCGAUUGGACUAUUUCCCAUGUUGUCUGUCAGCCAGAGGCUGCCCAGACUCAAAUACUUCAGGCUUUUAGAUUUAGAAGAGCCACCCCAAAAUCUGCUCCAUGCCUCUCAGUAGCAUGGCCUUAGUCCUGUAAGGUAAGUGUUGGAAGAGCAUAAAGCAGGAAAUAAACUUCAGUCAAACAGGUGCAUCUGUCAGCAGCUUUUGCUGUACAAAGAACACAUGGGUUUUCCCACUGGGCCUUAGGAGAAGUCGGGUGCAGCAUGCCAGAGCCAGCAGUUUCAACGCUGGGAAUAACAGAGCCAAUACCUUUCAGUGCAGUAUCCAGGCUGGAAACUGCCUUAGCUUGCUUCCUUCCCAGGCUUAGAAUUUGUUCUGGACAGUACAACCGUUUAAGCUAACAGGGCUCAAAGGCUAUAGCCAGUUGCUGAUUGGAGAUCUGUGCUCUGUGACUUUAAAGUGUACCAAGGAAGAAUUCUGUGGGACACUGCACUCCCAAAUGGCCAAGAACAAGACUGCAGUGUGCUCUGUGUACUGCAUGGUUCCACCCCGGACUUCCUUUACUUGACAUGGAUUUUGCACUUUUGUAAAGAGUCACGGAGACCUGCUGUCCCACUGCAUGUGAUGCAGGGACCUCUCUAUUUUAACACGUUUCUAUUUAUUUUUUUAUAUGGCUCAUUGGGCAACAGUGUGGCACUUCUAGGGGUUGGUCCAAAUGGAUCUGCUGCAGAGCCAGUAGCAUGUGCUCAUAGCACGGGUGUGAAGCGAUCGAUGUAGUCUUAAGUGACCAGUCUGGUGUAGUCGGUGUGCAAACCCUGAACGCAUGUGGGCACAGCAUGGCCAAGGAGUAGACAUCUCAAAAUUCAAGAUCUCCCAGAAUCUCUCCCCUCCCCCAUCCCCCCAUAGGUGAACAGCAGGAGCUUACUGGCAGAGAGUAAUCUGUUGUAAGUGGACCUACUGGUUAUGGGAGUCUUAGAUACAGUGAGUAAAACUGGAGUGUCUUUUUUUUUUUUUUCUCUUUUUCCUCUUCUGUAAUUUGUAUUGCAUUUUAAUGUGUGACAUGUCCAUGCCAGAUCACGCCGAAUGUUUCCCAGCUGACUUCUCAACAGCACACAAUCAUCUCAGAAUCAAGCCACGUUAUUGCUUAUUAGUACAUGGCUCCAAAAUUCAGGGGAACUGAGAGACUCUGAUCUCCGGGCACCUGGCUGACCGCAAAACAGGAGGCAGCUCCUGUGUGGUUAGAAAGGUGACAGCAGCAAAGACAUUGUUUGCACUUAGGAAAAAAAAAAAGUCAUCGGCUUGUCUGGCUUGUUUGCUUUCUUUCCGCUCCAUCGUCGCGUACAAAUGAUGUUUUGAUUUUGGAACUGAGACCUUUCAAGCACACCAACAUCUCCACAAUGUGAAAUGUAAAUAGCAUGUUGGACUCUUGUGUCCCGUGUUCAGAACUGCAUUGUAACUGUAAAGGAAAUCGAAUCAAGACUUGGCUGUGAAUUUCUUGUGCUGUCUUGGGAAUAUAACUGUAGUGUUUGUAUCCUGUAUGUAAUAUUAACUGAAUUAAUUUUACUUGCUGAUAAAAGGGUUCAAAUGGAGAUCGCAGCAUCCAUCAUGUGACCAAACCUGACCAGGGGGAGGGGAUUUGAUUGCCCCCCAUCCUCUUUGAGUUCUCCCCAUUAUUAAUUAUUAGUUAUUAAUUUGUAUAGCCAGCUCUGUGGGCACAGGGGUGGUGUCCAUUUGAGUGCUUUGAACUGGCCGAUUUGCAUAAGGGGAGGUUUUGGAAGGGCCCCAGAGGAGGAGUCAUACACAAGUUGCCCUUAGAACGUGUAAUGUUCAUGUGCACAGUCCAGGCUUUCCCAGAAAGAUCAGCUUCCAUGGGCUGGCCUUGUGCUCUGCUCAUUGUUCUUGGCACUGUAAUGUGGGUAGCAGAUGGACACCAUUCUGCUGAGCAAGUGCCUACAUGGUACAAAUGUUUAUAUAGAUAAAACCCAUCUUUGACUCCUAGAUCCGGUUUCUUUCUCUCCCCGGGGGCAGUCAAGGCUUGAGGUUGGUGCAGAGACAGCACACUGCCCUUUAGGAGGGAGAAAUGGGAGAGCAUCACUCUGCUGACUGGGCCCCUUCAAGUUGAUUUAAGGGUAGGUGGGUUCCCAUCGUCUGUCAGAAGGGUGGUGGUUACAUGGCAGGACCUGGAGAGCAGAGGGAUGAAUGAAGCAAGGAAAUGGAGAUCCUCACGGUGCCUAAAGGGACAGUGUAGCUUUGGGGGAGAAGGGAACUCUCCUUGUGGCUUUUUCUUUCCCUGCUUUGCAAGGUCAUUCAUUACUAUCCAGGUGUAUCCUGCCUGGUAUUGGAGCAUCAUGCAGGAAGACAUUGGCUCCACAACCGGGAACUCCAGGAUCUGUUCCCUGAACGUGGCCAGAAAUCCAAAAGGAGCUGAGAGGGAGGGGGAGUGCAUGUUGGCUAUCCUAGCACACCUUCCCUCUAGCCCUUUUGGUUGUGUAUUUCUGCCAGAGCAGCCUGGAAGAGCUGGGACUGUGGGUGGGAGGCACUAGCACUGUGGACUCUCUAUUCCAGAGAGAGCGAGGCUCCUUGCUAGAGGCAGCCUGCAGCAAGGAGUAUUGAGGGAAGUCAGGCUUCCAACCACCUGCACUGGGCCAAGAAGCCACACACUCCCACAACUGUGCAGGGACACCAGCAAACAGAGUCAGGUGGAAGAUUCCCCCGCCAAUCUAGGACAGACUCUGCUGCUGGUCGAGAAAGAGGACUUGGCAGGGCACCCUGCCCUGGCCCUGCAUUUCACCCAAGAUGAUUCACCUUGCAUUCGCGGUCUCCCCGCCUUUAACUAGAGGCUGACAUCGGGGAGUGACCUAUGCACUGUUGGUGUGGUAGCAUCAGGAGGCAGAAAAUUCUAAAUGUUAUCCGUUCAUAAACUGAGAGUGGGCUGACCUUCCAAACAGAUGAGUGGAGCCUCCUGCUGCCCCUCAGCUAUCAGUGUGUGGCUCCACCAAGUGUGGAGAAGGAGAGUUGCCCAGUGGUUAAAGCGGAGGGCUGGGAGCUGGGACUCAUAGCUCUUACUCCAGACUGCUGCUUGUUUGCUAUGUGACUUUGUGGGCAAAUCACUUAGCCUCUCUGUGCCUCAGCUUCCCCUUGUAAAAAUGGGGGAUACCCACCGGUGGGGCGGGUUGGAGAUCGUUGACAGGAGGCAUGAUUUAAUUAUUUAUUUCUGAGAUCUGUGAAACUGCCCAGCAAUCUGAGGGCCUGGACAAAAGGAAAUGGAAAACUAUAGACCUGACAAUAUGCGAAGUGUGAAGUUUUAUUCUAGAGAGGGUAACUCCUACCAUUUCUAGGCGUUCAGUACCGCAUCUCUCCUCAUGCGAUUCCAAACUCCCUCCCUCCCACGUUCACAUUGCAGAUCAACCAGCAGACGUCUCCAGGGGCCUGAGAUCCAAAGGCAACUGAAGUCAAUGGAAAGACUCCUCUUGACUUCAGUCAUCUUUGGAUCAAACCCUAGUGGCCCAGCUGUUGAAUCAUAUGCCUCGGGUCCCUUGUUAGCAAAUGUGAGCUGGGAAAUCCCUGUGGGUUUAGUUAACGAUCAUCUUUAAGAUGGAAGUUUUUAAUUUUGUUUUUGACACUGUGCACGGAAACUUACUGGUGAACAUGUAACUGGCCUUUUUGUAAUUCUUUUGUUUUUAUUCUUAACCAUAAUGGCUGUAUAUCAUACCACUUUAUAUACAUAUAUGUAUAAUAUAUAAAUAUAUACUUUUUUUAAACCUUUGGACCUGCUAGUUCCUUUCAAGUAUUCCUGCACUUACCUAAAACGUUUUUAAAUUGUGAGGGUUAAACUGAGGAGUGAACCCAUUUUGUAUCUUUCCUUUUUCUUCUGUAGUUUUAUUGAUUGUACCGUAGCUAUUUUUUACUGUAAUUUUUGUUCUGAAAAUACUAAAAAAAAAACCCUAAAUGUAACUUGUGGUUUCUAUUCAGCUUGGGUUUAAUGUUUUAAAAUAAACAAAUGAAACUACAUA
Molecule: messenger RNA, 8167 nt
Organism: Chrysemys picta bellii (western painted turtle)
Lineage: Eukaryota; Metazoa; Chordata; Testudines; Emydidae
Gene: TTYH3
Product: tweety family member 3
Cellular component (GO): plasma membrane
Molecular function (GO): intracellularly calcium-gated chloride channel activity; volume-sensitive chloride channel activity
Source: RefSeq, a predicted model, not a curated record